AUUCUCCUUCGAAAUUUCAUAUUUGGUGGCUUUAAGCUUUCUUUGGGGGUUCCUGGUUACGAUCAGUUGUCUUAGGAGUGUUGAAGUGUAGAUGAUGAAUACUAAAUGAAAAGUCUAUGAGGCUUAUACUUUAAGUCAGUUAUAUUCCCUUAAUGGGUUAUGUAAGAAAAAUGGUAAAUAUUAGCGACGUUUUGGGAGGAGUUUCUUUUGGAAUCUCUGUCAAGGCCAAAGUUCAAAUGGAAAAAAGUCACUUCAUAUAUGUGACAAAACUUACUCCAUGUUUUGGGGUUAGAAUAGGGGAAUCAACUUUGGACCUGUCUGCAAGUGAAAGGGCUCUACAGGUGACGUCAAAGAUGGUUCACAUUCCAUCACGACAAGCACCAAGGCAGGCACUAGUUGUUUUAACUACAGAACUUGGCAGUCAGACAGAGCAAGUGCCUCCAACUGCAGUAUUUCAGUUGGGUCCGGAGGAUAUGCGUGGUUUCAGAUUCCUGAUUAUUUCUGUUGCACCUUGUCCGACUAUUUCAGGUAGACCUCCGCCAGCAGCUUCCACGGCAGUUGGGCAGUUCUUUAAUCCACAGGAAGGGGAGAUUGAAUUUUCUCCACACGCAAUGCUUCUAUCUACAUAUUCACCUAAGGAAAUGUUUCUGAAGGAGGAUCAUCCCCUCACUUUCAAUCUGUCAUUUGCUAUUAGCUUAGGCCUUUUCGCUGCUACUUUGUCUUUGAAAACUGAAAGCUGUGGAAUAAAGAAAGCUGGGCUUCCAGAUGAAGAAACUGGAAACAUGGAAAACAGUAGCCCAAAGGAGAUAAUACAGAAGGCAGCCCAGGGAGUAUGGAUAAUGGCCCAGCUGAGAGCAAAAGGGAAGAACAAAUGGAGGAGGGCAGUUUGGACAAAGCACCCAGGCAGCUGGAAUUAAUUGAAGCCUCUUUUCCAGAAUUCAGAGAAGAGCCUUCAGUGGUGGGGUCCAAAGACGGUUAGGAGGCGGCACAUAAAAUGGGAAAAAGCAGAGAAGAGCAGGGCAUGAUUAUGGAUGUUAUUUUGAGCUGCUGAGUAGAAGUGGAGAGGGCUGGCUCUCAGAACCCAGCAUUCCAGAGUUUAUUUUCAUUUGGCUGUUACUGUUAUUUUGGCUGUUGCUGUUAUUGUUUUGAUUUCCGUUAUUGUUGUUGUUGAUGGAUUUGUAGAGAACUUUGUGGUUGUGUUGAUGAACCUUUAGUGAAGCUUGAGCAAGUUAUUGUAAUUUUCUGUCAACAUGGAUAUGGAGUGAAACAGUAAACUUUUAUUCAAUAGAAAUCCUUCCAGUACAAUCA
Mangifera indica (mango) is the source of this 1308-nucleotide messenger RNA. RefSeq lists its product as uncharacterized. The transcript is spliced from 6 exons. The record is from RefSeq and is a predicted model, not a curated record. NCBI's taxonomy places the organism in Eukaryota, Viridiplantae, Streptophyta, Magnoliopsida, Sapindales, Anacardiaceae. Bases 153 to 917 code for a protein of 254 amino acids.